This is a messenger RNA of Aspergillus brunneoviolaceus CBS 621.78, 948 nucleotides long. RefSeq names its product lipase family protein. Gene Ontology annotation, biological process: lipid catabolic process. Bases 1 to 948 code for a protein of 315 amino acids. The transcript is spliced from 3 exons. NCBI's taxonomy places the organism in Eukaryota, Fungi, Ascomycota, Eurotiomycetes, Eurotiales, Aspergillaceae. The record is from RefSeq and is a predicted model, not a curated record.
AUGGUAUAUAUUACUCGGUUGGGCGGAGUGGUGGCCGCUCUUGCGGCCUUGGUUGUGGCUGCUCCGGUCGAUAUUCGAGAUGUCUCGACCACUGUCUACACGCAGCUGGAUCUGUUCGCGCAGUACUCCGCCGCGGCAUACUGCUCGACCAACCUCGAUUCCCCGAAUACGAGCGUGACUUGCACGAACGGACUUUGUCCGUUACUCGCAGCCGCCACGACCAAGAGCCUGGCUGAGUUCGAGGCAUCCGAUUCCUACGGCGAUACAGCGGGAUUCCUCGUGGUUGACUCCACCAACAAGAAACUGGUGGUGUCGUUCCGCGGAAGCAGCUCGAUCGAGAACUGGAUAGCCAAUUUGGACUUUAUCUUCACGGAUGCCAGCGCGGUCUGCAGUGGCUGCCAGGUUCACCAGGGCUUCUGGAAGGCCUGGAGCUCCGUCGCAGACACCCUAACAGCGGAGAUCGCGUCUGCGGUCACUGCGUACCCCGGCUAUAGCCUGGUUUUCACGGGGCAUAGUCUGGGGGGCGCGUUGGCGACCAUUGGCGCGACGGUGCUGCGGAAUGCGGGAUACUCCGUUCAACUGGUGGGUUUCUUCAUGCGGCAGGAGCUGGUGACAAGAAACGUUCUGUUGCUGACGAAAGGACAGUAUUCCUACGGAGCUCCACGAGUGGGCAACACGGCGCUGGCCAACUAUAUCACGAGCAAAGGCUCUGGCUCGAAUUUCCGAGUGACUCACCUCAACGACGUCGUGCCUAGGCUUCCACCCAGGUUGCUUGGUUAUAGUCACCCGAGCCCGGAAUACUGGAUCACCAGCGGAACUGGCGCUGCAGUGACCUCGUCGGAUAUUGAUAUCAUCCAGGGUGUUGACUCUUCUGCUGGCAACGCGGGGGAGAAUAUCACGAGCGUGCUGGCGCACCUGUGGUACUUCAUCAGUAUUGGCACUUGUUGA